Agelaius phoeniceus (red-winged blackbird) is the source of this 2837-nucleotide messenger RNA. RefSeq names its product CCR4-NOT transcription complex subunit 6 like (gene CNOT6L). Gene Ontology annotation, molecular function: poly(A)-specific ribonuclease activity; protein binding. The record is from RefSeq and is a predicted model, not a curated record. Lineage: Eukaryota; Metazoa; Chordata; Aves; Passeriformes; Icteridae.
UCCUCCUCCUCGCCUCCGCCGCUGCCGCUGCCGCCCGGGCCCCGCGGCUCCGUCCCCGCUGCCCGCGGGCCGCCGCCCGCAUGUCGUGUGCGCCCGCCCCGCCGCGCCGCCGCCGGCCCCGCCGCCCCGCCGCGCCGCAUGCAGACUAACAGGGAUGCCAAAGGAAAAAUAUGAUCCUCCAGAUCCUCGCAGAAUUUACACCAUCAUGUCGGCGGAAGAGGUGGCCAACGGGAAGAAGUCGCACUGGGCUGAACUAGAGAUCUCGGGGAGAGUGCGGAGCUUAAGCACGUCGCUGUGGUCGCUGACACACCUGACUGCUCUGCACCUCAAUGACAACAACCUUACUCGCAUUCCACCUGAUAUUGCCAAGCUUCACAAUCUGGUUUACCUGGAUCUGUCAUCCAACAAACUCAGAAGUUUACCAGCAGAACUAGGAAACAUGGUGUCUCUCAGGGAAUUGCUUUUAAAUAACAAUCUGUUACGGGUUUUGCCUUAUGAACUUGGACGGCUCUUCCAGCUGCAAACCCUGGGUUUGAAAGGCAAUCCUUUAUCCCAAGAUAUUCUCAGCCUCUACCAGGAUCCAGACGGAACCCGAAAGCUACUGAACUACAUGCUUGACAAUCUAGCAGUUCACCCAGAGCAGCUGCCUCCAAGGCCAUGGAUUACUUUAAAAGAACGAGACCAAAUUCUGCCCUCAGCUUCAUUUACAGUCAUGUGUUACAAUGUGUUGUGUGAUAAAUACGCCACCCGGCAGCUGUAUGGCUACUGCCCGUCCUGGGCACUCAAUUGGGAGUACAGGAAAAAGGGAAUCAUGGAAGAAAUCGUCAACUGUGAUGCAGACAUCAUCAGUCUUCAGGAAGUGGAAACGGAGCAAUACUUCACCCUUUUCCUGCCAGCCCUGAAAGAACGGGGAUACGACGGAUUCUUUUCUCCAAAGUCACGUGCCAAAAUCAUGUCGGAGCAGGAGAAAAAGCAUGUAGACGGCUGCGCCAUAUUCUUCAAAACAGAAAAGUUCACUCUGGUGCAGAAGCACACGGUGGAGUUCAACCAGGUGGCCAUGGCCAACUCGGAGGGCUCAGAAGCCAUGUUGAACAGAGUGAUGACCAAGGACAACAUCGGGGUUGCCGUGGUGUUGGAGGUGCACAAGGAAUUAUUUGGAGCAAGUAUGAAAUCGCUUCACGUGGACAAGCAGCUGCUCAUUGUGGCCAAUGCCCACAUGCACUGGGACCCCGAAUACUCAGAUGUGAAACUCAUCCAGACCAUGAUGUUCGUCUCAGAACUGAAAAACAUCCUGGAGAAAGCCUCGAGCAGGCCCAGUAGCCCAACAGCAGAUCCCAACUCUAUCCCUCUGGUGCUGUGUGCGGAUCUCAACUCACUGCCUGACUCAGGUGUAGUGGAAUACCUGAGCAAUGGCAUCGUAGCUGACAACCACAAGGACUUCAAGGAGCUGCGUUACAACGAGUGUCUGAUGAACUUCAGCGGCAACGGCAAGAACGGAGCCUCGGAGGGCAGGAUCACGCACGGCUUCCAGCUCAAGAGCGCCUACGAGAACAACCUGAUGCCUUACACCAAUUACACUUUCGACUUCAAAGGUGUGAUUGACUACAUUUUCUACUCCAACACUCACAUGAACGUGCUGGGAGUGCUGGGCCCUUUGGACCCUCAGUGGCUGGUGGACAACAACAUCACAGGGUGCCCGCACCCGCACAUCCCCUCGGACCACUUCUCGCUGCUGACGCAGCUGGAGCUGCAGCCGCCGCUGCUGCCGCUGGUGAACGGUGUGCACCUGCCCUCCCGCAGGUAGUGAGUGCAGCUCCCACCCGCCCCACGGACCUGUACACUUGUAAAUCCCUCUAGAUAGGAGUGAAGUAUGGCCAACCUUCAGCUGCUUCUUCGAGCUCCUUUCCUUAUGUGUUUGAGAAGAGAUUUUUGCACAUUUUGGUGCAUAUCGGUAUCAUUUGGCACUAGGGCUGGAACCAAAGUAUUAUUCCCCUUUCCAGGUUUUUAAUUUAAUUUUUGUUUGUGUUUUGUUUUUUUUUUAUUUUACUUUAAACUGGCUUUUUCUUUUCAGUAGGAAGCUGCACUUCUAAAUGGACAAAAGAGAUGUAAAAAACUUGCAUUUAACAUAUUUCAAGGUAAUGCUUUUUUCCAGAACGUGGCAAAUUGAGCCAACCUUUUAGGAGAAAGAAAAACAAAACUAGAGAUGCUUGUAUUGUAGGAAGAAUGUUAGAAAUACUGUUUGUUCCAAUCCAAAAUGGAGACUCAACUCUGCAUCCAAUAUAAAUUUUGCACAUUAGCAAAGCACUUAAUUACCUGACUAUAAACAAUUGGCAGCAUGGCCCUGCCCCUCAUCUCAGUACUAUCAGAAAACCAAAGAUAGCCAAGUAUCUGUGAUCAAAUUUGAGCUCUAUAUCCUCCUGGUUUCAAUUUGUUUGGGAGCUGUUGUCAAUCAGGGCUGAAGUAAAAAGCUGCUGGUUCCUUCCCAAAUGUUAAUGCUCUUUGGAUGUGUUGGAAAUCCUUGUUUUCUUUCCUUUUAAUGCUCUGGGUGGCCAGUUCAAAACCUUGUGCCUCAAGAGGCAUUAAACAUGAUGCAAUUUUCUGGAGAAAAAAAAAAAAAAAAAAAACCAAAAAAAACCAAGUUGUUUGGCUGCUUAAUGUUUAAAAAAAAAAGGCACAGUGAUAGGAAAAGGUCGUGUCUGUGUUUUUAAGUUUUUCUUUAUUCUGCUUUUUUGCUGCUAUAAGAUUUUCUUGAAUUUCUAUUUGAAACUUUUCAUGCACUUUACUGUUUCUAGUCUCCAAAUGUGAUAUUUUUAAUAAAUGAAAAGCAUUUUCCAUGA